AUGUCAGCACCGAACGAGGGCACGCCCAACGUGGCUUUCCAGAGCGAGGCCAAGUAUCCACACCAGACAACCGACUUUCGUGGACCAGGUGUGUCAACAGAAAACCCAGCAGGUGCCUUCCCACGCGAUCUCCGUCAACCCGAUCCCGAUCCGCUCGAAGCGCAUCGACCCAAGAGCACGAUCUUUGGAGCCAUCGAGAAUCCGUACGCCCUUCAAGAAGCACUCACCAAGCUUGAAGCCGGUAUUGACGAGGUCAUCGGCUUGUUCCAGGCUGAAAAGAAUACCCUCGCCAAGGAAGGCAGCUUUACAAAGGGCAACCAAGGUAUCGAGCUCUUCGAGUCUUGGAAGCAGCAGCUCGAGCGCAUUAAGCGAGGCCAAGAGUGA
Mycosarcoma maydis (corn smut) is the source of this 384-nucleotide messenger RNA. RefSeq lists its product as uncharacterized. The record is from RefSeq and is a predicted model, not a curated record. NCBI's taxonomy places the organism in Eukaryota, Fungi, Basidiomycota, Ustilaginomycetes, Ustilaginales. The coding region runs from base 1 to 384 and encodes 127 amino acids. The transcript is spliced from 3 exons.